Molecule: messenger RNA, 1763 nt
Organism: Penaeus indicus
Lineage: Eukaryota; Metazoa; Arthropoda; Malacostraca; Decapoda; Penaeidae
Product: GPN-loop GTPase 1-like
Exons: 3
Coding region: 169-1395 (408 amino acids)
Molecular function (GO): GTPase activity
Source: RefSeq, a predicted model, not a curated record
UAUCAUGUAAACAAACGUGGUGUAAACACAUGUAUUUUACGUUUGCCAAAGGAUUGUGUUAUUUAAGUUGAUUAAUACUAACAGGUAUUACGGAUACACUCGUCUGCAAGGGCAAUUGACACUUGGAAGUACAGUGAUUCAAGAAAGUUACAAAAAACAAAAACGAAAAUGGAAGUAGAGAGUACCGAAGAGUCCAGAGUAGAUCCUGGAGCAGCCAGCGUAACAGAGGAGAAAAAAUCAACGGAUAAUCCCGAGACUCAGGAAAAGGCCAGCGAAUUGCCAUCUACUUCAAGUGAAGAUGGGGCCAGCAGUGCCAGUGGGGCGUCGUCCAGUGCAGAAAAGAAAAAGAAGGAGCCCUUGUGCAUUAUUGUCCUGGGGAUGGCAGGAUCGGGCAAGACCACGUUUGUGAAGCGACUCGACUCUUAUCUGAAUGUCAGAAAACCACAUUAUGUGAUCAAUCUUGACCCUGCAGUUGACAAAGUUCCAUACAUGUCAUAUAUUGACAUACGAGAUACUGUCAACUACAAAGAAGUCAUGAAGCAGUAUGGCUUAGGCCCCAAUGGUGGCAUUGUCACAUCUCUUAACCUUUUCUCCACAAUGUUCGAUGAUGUAUUGAAACUGUUGUCAAAGAAGGAGCAGGACCUAGACUACAUAAUAUUUGAUACUCCAGGACAAAUUGAAGUCUUCAACUGGUCUGCUUCUGGACCAAUAAUAGCAGGGGCUCUUGCAGCCACAUAUCCAACAGUAAUUGUUUACGUCUUAGAUGUUGUCCGCUCAACCAACCCACAGACUUUCAUGUCAAACAUGUUGUACUCUUGUUCCAUCCUGUACAAAUACAAACUACCUUUUAUUAUUGCCAUGAACAAGAUAGACAUCGUCAGUUGCAAAUACGCCCUGGAUUGGCUUCAUGAUUUUGAUGAAUUCCAGGAUGCUCUUGCUUCUGAGUCUAAUUAUGCUUCAAACUUGACCCGGUCACUGUCUCUUGCGCUAGAGGAAUUUUAUAGCAAUAUUAAGGCCUGUGGAGUUUCUGCUUUCACUGGGGAGGGUAUGGAUACAUUCAUGAAACUAACAGAAGAAGCUGCAGUUGAAUACGAAGAAUAUCGGGCAGAAUAUGAAAUGAUGAAGGCAAAGAAGAAAGAAGCUGAAGAGCAAAGGCAGAAAAGCAGUCUUGAUCGCAUUGAAAAAGACCUACGGAAAGAGGGCCUGUGUUCUGUAAGGAGAUCAAUCAGAGAAGACACGGAGAUAUUCCUCACCCACGAUGAAGAGGAAGAGGACGAAGCCUUGGAUGAAGAUGACACAGAGGAGAAAAGAGAACUCGAGUCCUUCCAAGAGUUUUUAGCGAAGCAGAAGGUCAAGAGGGAAAACCAGAAAAUGCAGCAGCAGCCUAAUUCAUAAUGCUUUUGAUGCAUUCGGCAGAUUUUAGAGAUGUCGGUUUACUUAAUUGUGAUAAUGUGGGGAGACUCACCAAAUUUAAAACUUUUUGUUUUUAAAAUCAGCAAUAUAAGUAUUAUGUUUGGGCUUCAGAUGAUGACAAUGUACAGUUUAUAAUUUUACAAGUGAGCCAAGAUUCAUUAGAGUGCAACACAGUUGUAGGCUAAAUAUGAAACAUAUUUUGUCAAAUUUUCAUUUAAACCACUCCAUAAAAGUAAUUUGUCAAGAUUACAACAUACAAAAUCAGGAUCUUAAUAUUGUAAAAAAAAAAAUUGUCAUCAGGAAAUUUGUUAAAGUGUUGCAAGAGGCUAAUAAUAAAUAUUUUGUAAAUA